ACGUGGAGCAGCGGCGCGCACAAGCGCCGCGCGUUUCCAGCCGCACGACUAGCAUCCACUUAAGCCCCUCGCGCCACCCACCGCCCUGCGGUCGAUCACGGGCUCACGAUGGCCGCGCUAGCAGAUCUCGUGCCGUGCCCCGCGGAAUGGCCGAGGGCGGCCAUGGCGGCGCUCGCGGCCGCCGUGUUCGCGGCCCUGGACGUCGUCGACGUGCUCCUCUGCCUCGUCUACGGCGUCCUCGACGGCUUCCUGGAGGAGAUCCCGCUCGGCUGCUACUGCCACCGGAGCCGGGGAAAGGCCCCGGCGGUGGGGGAGGAGGAGGCCGACGGGGUGUCCGACACAUUGUACGUCCGGAGGAGCGCGUGCCGGGACGCGCUGCUGCGGCUCCUCGGGGCGGUCGGCGGGGGGACGAGGAGGAAGGAGGACGCGUCGCCGGCGAAGGCCCGGAGCCCGAGGUGGUCCGACUGCGGCUGCGGGAAGUGCGGCGCGUGGCGGAGCAACGGCGGCGACCGGCUGCACUUCGUCCUGCAGGAGCCGACGGCGCCCAAGAAAGGUGCAGAGGAGACGCGAAGCGAGAGUGGUCGCGGAGACGACGCCAUCUUCAUCCACGGCUUCACGUCCUCCUCCUCCUUCUGGGCGCAGACCGUAUUCCCCGAACCCGCCGCCGCGAACCACCGCAGGCUGAUCGCCGUGGAUCUCCUCGGCUUCGGCGACAGCCCCAAGCCGGCGAACUGCGCGUACACGCUGCGGGACCACGUCGAGGCCAUCGAGCGGAGCCUCAUCGAUCCGCUCCACCUGGGCUCGUUCCACCUCGUCAGCCACUCGAUGGGCUGCACCGUCGCCAUCGCCCUGGCCGCCAAGCACCCGGCGCGGGUCAAAUCGGUCACGCUCGUCGCGCCGCCGUACUUCCUGCCGUGCGAGGAGAGGGCGAGCCAGGUGGCGCUGCGCAGGCUCGCGGAGAAGAAGCUCUGGCCGCCAUUGCUGUUCGGCUCGGCGGUGAUGUCUUGGUACGAGCACAUCGGGAGGACCAUCUGCUUCGUCGUCUGCAAGAACCACCGGUUUUGGGAGUGGCUGAUCAAGAUCCUCACGCGCACGAGCGGCGUGGACAUCGUGGUGAGGGACCUGACGAGGCACACGCACCACUCGGCGUGGCACACGAUGCACAACGUGAUCUGCGGCGGGGCGAGGGCGCAGGACCGGAACCUGGAGGCGCUGGCGGCGGCGGGGGUGCCGGUGAGGGUCGUCCAUGGCGACGCAGACCAGGUGGUCCCGGUCGAGUGCAGCAGCCGCCACCUGAAGUCGAAGCUCCCGCACGCGGAGCUGCGUAUCGUCGGCGGGCGCGACCACCGGACGGUGGUGUUCGGCAGGGAGGAGGAGCUGGCCCAAGAGCUCCGGGCGUUCUGGUCGGGCUGCGAGAAGGCAGGGUGUGCAGGCUAAUGGAUGCCGAGUAAUGAAACGACACGAAAUCUCAAACGAUGCCGGAUAGUCAUAGUGUACAGAACUACAGGAUGAAACUGUAGGAAACAUGUUGUUGUUCUCUUACAGCAGAGGGAUUUUUGCUGGUAUCUUUUUAGAAUGAAGGCAUCACGUCAUAUUCCAUUUUUCAUUGAAA
Aegilops tauschii subsp. strangulata is the source of this 1612-nucleotide messenger RNA. RefSeq names its product probable lysophospholipase BODYGUARD 4. Lineage: Eukaryota; Viridiplantae; Streptophyta; Magnoliopsida; Poales; Poaceae. The record is from RefSeq and is a predicted model, not a curated record.